Vicia villosa (hairy vetch) is the source of this 692-nucleotide messenger RNA. Its product is annotated as NADH dehydrogenase [ubiquinone] iron-sulfur protein 4, mitochondrial. The transcript is spliced from 5 exons. The coding region runs from base 92 to 550 and encodes 152 amino acids. NCBI's taxonomy places the organism in Eukaryota, Viridiplantae, Streptophyta, Magnoliopsida, Fabales, Fabaceae. Gene Ontology annotation, biological process: electron transport chain. The record is from RefSeq and is a predicted model, not a curated record.
UCCAGCGGAACAAAAUUGGGCGAGAAAGGUUUGGGAGGUUCAUUUUGGCUUUUGCUAGCAUCCUCCCCAGAAUCAAAAUUCUCAUCGAACAAUGACGAACUUCCUGCUACGCGCCGCGAGUCGUGGUGGUUCCCUACGCGCCACCUUGACCAGACCAUUUUCCACCGAAGCAUUGGUCGAGGUCAAACCAGGCGAGAUCGGAUUGGUUUCUGGAAUCCCACAAGAACACCUUCGUAGGAGGGUUUUGAUUUACUCUCCUGCUAGAACUGCUGGUCAACAAGGAUCUGGGAAUGUUGGAAGAUGGAGGAUCAACUUCUUAUCAACCCAAAAGUGGGAAAAUCCACUGAUGGGGUGGACAUCCACCGGAGACCCAUACGCCCAUGUUGGUGAUUCUGCCUUGGAUUUUGAUACUGAAGCAGCAGCAAAGGAAUUUGCAGAGAGACAUGGUUGGGAAUAUGUGGUCAAGAAGCACCACACACCACUGCUGAAGGUUAAGUUAUAUGCUGACAACUUUAAAUGGAAGGGUCCACCCAAGACUGCUGAACAGUGAUUUAUUGUUUCUAUUGUUCAUGUGUUUUAUCUUCAGGAGUUUCUUAGUGAAGCAGUUUUCUCUGCAUCCUUUCCUGGGAAAGAGAGAGUUAAAAUGUGAAUCUCUGAUUUAAAAUAAAUGGGAUUGAACUGCCUUUGUCUUA